CAUCAUCACCAAAUAAUGACCGAGGAGCCUCACACAGUCACACAUCCGGCAUUCCCUGUUUCCGUUGCUGUGUCGCACUCGCACGCCUCGUGCUCGUGCUCCCUCCGCCUUCCUUCCCUUCCACCGUUUGCUCUGCGUGGCCGCGUCUCCCCAGAUCGCAAUUCGCAAGAAACGAACCCCGCCCGCAACCCACCCUCUCACCGCGGCAUUUCCUCGAACGCCCCGCGCGUGCCGCGCCCCUCGCCGCCCAUGGGCUCCCUCCCGGUGCCAGCCUCGGCGGAAUGCGCCCCGCAGGGGCGCGCCACGGUGUCGGCGUCGGACCUGGCGCCGCUCUUCUCCGCGCAGCGCCGGCACCUGGACCACUUCUUCGACAGCCUCGACAUGUCGCAGGCGGCGGCGUUCGCGCAGGCGCUGAUCGACGCGCCGGGCGCCGUCUUCUUCACGGGCGUCGGCAAGUCGGGCAUCGUGGCGUGCAAGAUCGCGCAGACGCUGGCGUCGCUGGGCUUCGCGAGGGCGGGGUUCCUGGCCCCCGUCGACGCGCUCCACGGCGACAUCGGCGCGCUCUUCCCCGGGGACGUCCUCGUGCUCAUCUCCAAGUCCGGAGCCUCCGACGAGCUGCUCGCGCUCGCGCCCUGCGCGCGCGCCAAGGGCGCCUACCUCAUCUCGCUCACCUCCGCGGCCUCGGGGGCUGAAUGCCCGCUCGCCGCGGCCUGCGACCUCAACGUCCACCUGCCGCUGCAGGGAGAGGUGUGCCCCUUCGGCCUCGCGCCCGUCACCUCCACCGCCAUCCAGAUGGUGUUUGGGGACACCGUCAUCGCCGCCAUCAUGGAGGCAAGGCGACUCUCCAGGGACCAGUACGCCUCCAACCAUCCCGCUGGCAAGAUCGGCAAGACCCUCAUCUUCAAGGUUAAGGAUGUUAUGAAGAAACAGAAUGAACUUCCUCUGUGCAAGGAGGGAGAUAUGAUAAUGGAGCAACUCACUGAGCUCACCAGUAAAGGUUGUGGUUGUUUGCUUGUGGUUGAUGAAGAGCAUCAUUUGAUUGGGACCUUCACUGAUGGUGAUCUCCGGCGGACAUUGAAGGCAAGCGGGCCAGCUAUCUUCAGUCUCACAGUUGGAGAGAUGUGCAACAGGAAUCCAAGAACAAUAACUGCGGAGGCAAUGGCAGUUGAAGCCAUGGAGAAGAUGGAGUCACCUCCUUCACCUGUACAGUUCUUGCCUGUUAUCAACGAUAACAACAUCGUGUGUGGGAUCAUCACAUUGCAUGGAUUGGUCUCUGCCGGAUUGUAGACUUUUGUGCAUCAUCGACUUCUGCUGGAUUGUAAGCUUAUGUGCCAGCUUACCGGGUUCUAAACUUCUAGUUGCAGUUGCAGAUAUCCUUGCUGCCCAGGAGGCAUUUUAUUGCUAGAGUAUUUAUGUGAAGCCUAGACUCUUUAGUGUACCCUUAUGUAUAGUGGUGGAUAAGAGGAAUAUGGUACACUGCUGUUUUGCAGUUGGCUGUUAAAUAAUGCUUGUGUUUUGUACAUAACUUAUUUAAAAUGUCGAUUAUCUUGGUUUCUCUUAA
This is a messenger RNA of Sorghum bicolor (sorghum), 1561 nucleotides long. Its product is annotated as probable arabinose 5-phosphate isomerase. The record is from RefSeq and is a predicted model, not a curated record. The transcript is spliced from 3 exons. Gene Ontology annotation, molecular function: isomerase activity; carbohydrate derivative binding. The coding region runs from base 16 to 1287 and encodes 423 amino acids. Gene Ontology annotation, biological process: carbohydrate derivative metabolic process; carbohydrate metabolic process. NCBI's taxonomy places the organism in Eukaryota, Viridiplantae, Streptophyta, Magnoliopsida, Poales, Poaceae.